GUUCCAUUGAAAAGUUCAUUUAUUGAGAUGAAAUAUACUACGAUUGUGCUUUCGUUCAUAUUACUUCUGGGCUCGAAAGACCCAUAGAAGUGAUGGAGCUAAUACUUUAGGAAUUUUUGGUACCCACAGUCCUUCCCAUGUUAUCGUGCAUAUGGUUGUGAUGAAAACCCUUGCGGAUCGGGGUUACAACAUUACAGUGGUGACCCAGAUGAAGCCCAAUUUGGCGGAACAUGAAAAUAUCACAGUGACACCGGAGCGAAAAGUUCAUCCCGUCCCGAUGACCAAUGACUUUCAGCUGGGCAUUACCGCCAAGCCUCACUGUCCGGUGAUCAUAACUUGGGUGGGCGUGCCCCUGCUUUUUAUCCUUCUUGCAUGCCCGGCUUAAAUGUGGCCCUAGAAGCGGGUCAAAACUCCAUGAUGCUUACUCAAAGAUUGGGUAACUUUUUCAGGCAUUCCAUCCUGGACAUAGUCAUUAAACUGUUGAAUUUAAAGAUGAACCUAAUGUAUGAGUAUUAUUUUUGCUAAGUUACUUUAAACUUUGGCUUUGGUCGUUGGUUGGAUAGGCACACACUGACGGCGAAGGAAUUGGAGGAGAACAUCCAUGAGGUCCUUGAGAACCCAUCGUAUCGAGAGACCAUCGAUUAAACGAUCGAAGGAAUCUUAUCAGUGCGUUAUCGCUGAAACCAACUGAGUAUAAGAUAGCUGCCGGCUGCUUGCAACCCAAUCAGUUUCCAUUUGUACUUGGACUUGAACGGAGCUAGUCAUGACACAAAACCGGAGAAGCAGUUGGAUCGGCUGCAGUUUGGGUGGCCUUCUGGUCGCCCUUCUGGCCCUGCAAUCGAUGCCUCAGGGCACCGAAGGAUCCAACAUCCUGGGCGUCUUCACCAGCCACAGUCCGUCGCACUUCAUCGUCCACAUGUCCAUCAUGAAGACGCUGGCCGAGAAGGGUCACAACGUGACCGUGGUCUCCUCGAUGCCACCUAAAGUGACCCACAAGAGCAUCAAGCACAUUGUGAUUCCAUUGAGUGCCGAGGAUGAGAAGGUCCUCAACGAUGGCAUGAUCGGUAUGGUUAAGGAGAAACCCUCGAUUUGGAACACCUUCAAAUCGAUCUUCAGCUCGCUGACCUUGCUUAUUGAUAAGCAGGUGGAUGUUCUGGAGGAUCCGAAAUUCCAGGAACUCUACCUCAACAAGGGCAACAAGUUCGACGUGGUCUUCGCGGGAUUCUUCUUUAAUACCUAUCAAGUGGCUCUGGGUGCCCGGUUCAAUUGCCCCGUAAUUAUUUCCUGGCCGGGUCCACCCAUGUUGAUGGUCAACGAGGUUCUGGGCAAUCCCGAGCUCUCGAGCGUUCCGCAAAUGAAUGUUGCCGGCAAACCGGGACAGCCCAUGAAUUUCCAGCAGCGUUUGCAGAGCUUUGGCAGCACUGUGGGCUUCAAUGCUCUUGCUCUCUUCCUGAACUACAAAUACAACGGGUUCUAUGAGCGACUUUGGGGCAAGGACAAGUCAAUGCCCAGUUUUGAGCUGGCCAAAAGGAAUGUCUCACUGGCCUUUUGCAAUAGCCAUGCCAUUAGCGAGGGACCCAUUCGUCCGAAUGUUCCUGGUAUAAUCGAGAUCGGAGGCAUUCAGGUGAAGACCAAGCCUGAUCCUCUACCGGAGGACAUCAAGGAGUUCCUGGAGAAGAGCAAGCAUGGAGCCAUACUCUUUAGUUUGGGUUCCAAUUUGAAGGGCGAACACAUCCAGCCCGAAGUAGUGUCUACUAUUUUCAAGGGUCUGAGCAGCCUUAAGCAGCAGGUGAUCUGGAAAUGGGAAGAUUUGAAGAAUACACCUGGCAAAUCGGCGAAUAUACUGUACAAGAAGUGGCUGCCCCAGGAUGAUAUCCUGGCCCAUCCCAAGAUCAAGCUUUUCAUCACCCAUGCGGGUAAGGGCGGAGUGGCGGAGGCCCAAUACCAUGGAGUUCCCAUGUUGGCUCUACCCGUCUUUGCCGAUCAGCCGGGAAAUGCCGACAAACUGGUGGCGAGUGGAUACGGUCUACAGAUGCCUUUAGCGACUCUGGAUCUGGAUGAGUUCAAGGUGGCCAUUAAGGAGGUCAUCGAGAAUCCCAAGUUCGCCCAGAAGCUGAAAACCUUCUCACAGCUGUAUCGCGAUCGUCCUCUGAGCGCCCAGGAAUUGGUGGUCUACUGGACGGAAUACGUGAUCCGUCAUCAUGGUGCACCACACAUGCAGAGUCCCCUGGUCCACAUGAACUUCAUCGCCAGCAACAACCUGGAUAUCUAUAUCCUCGCCGUUCUGGUGCUCUACAUCCUCUUCCUCAUCAACAAGAUCGUGUGGAAGUUCUUGUGGGGCAAAUUGUUCGCCAAAUCGAAAAAGGAUUCUCCAAAGAAGAAGGUGAAGAAGCAGUAGAUAGGUAUAUAAAGGAUUAUGUGAAUUUUAUUCUUAGUAACAAAUUGAAAAUUAACCGCAAAACGAAAA
Molecule: messenger RNA, 2467 nt
Organism: Drosophila subpulchrella
Lineage: Eukaryota; Metazoa; Arthropoda; Insecta; Diptera; Drosophilidae
Product: UDP-glycosyltransferase UGT5-like
Exons: 3
Coding region: 764-2398 (544 amino acids)
Molecular function (GO): UDP-glycosyltransferase activity
Source: RefSeq, a predicted model, not a curated record